Rhodamnia argentea is the source of this 2362-nucleotide messenger RNA. RefSeq names its product BTB/POZ domain-containing protein At1g67900. Bases 200 to 2098 code for a protein of 632 amino acids. Lineage: Eukaryota; Viridiplantae; Streptophyta; Magnoliopsida; Myrtales; Myrtaceae. The transcript is spliced from 4 exons. The record is from RefSeq and is a predicted model, not a curated record.
UAUGAACGAGCGGGCUUGACUCUGGUUUGGUCUCCACAAGCUCUCUCUCUCUCUCUCCUUUGGCUGGAGGGAGCAUCAGAUUUAGAGUCUUGUGCACUAUCAGGAGUAGCAAAGUCUCCAACUCUUCACAUCUUGUUGCGUACUUGAUCGGAUGAUCAAGUGAAAGCUAGAGGGAGGAUUUCGAGUAACAAGUGAAAUCAUGAAGUUUAUGAAGCUCGGAUCUCGGCCGGACACUUUUUAUACUACUGAAGCAGUGAGGUCAGUGUCUUCUGAAGUGUCCAGUGACCUCAUAGUACAAGUGAAAGGAACUAGAUAUAUGCUCCACAAGUUUCCCCUGCUCUCGAAGUGCUUGCGAUUGCAGAGACUCUGCUCGGAGUCGCCUGAGUCGUCGCAGCACCAUAUUGUCCAACUUCCGGAUUUCCCGGGCGGCGUCGAGGCAUUCGAGCUGUGCGCCAAGUUCUGCUACGGGAUCACUAUCACUCUAAGUGCCUACAACAUCGUCGCUGCUCGAUGCGCCGCCGAGUACCUCCAGAUGUCCGAGGAUGUCGAGAAGGGCAAUCUGAUGUACAAGAUUGAGGUCUUCUUCAAUUCAUGCAUUCUUCAUGGUUGGAGGGAUUCAAUUGUGACUCUGCAGACCACCAAGGCCUUCCCUCUGUGGUCUGAAGAGCUCGGAAUCACCAGCAGAUGCAUCGAGGCAAUCGCGACCAAAGUCCUGACGAACCCGUCGAAGGUUAGUCUAUCUCAUAGCCACUCCCGUCGAGGCCGGGACGAUAUGUCGUGCAAUGGAGCUGAGAGCCAGAGGCAUAGAUUGACAGUCAAGGGUUGGUGGGCUGAAGAUCUAGCCGACUUGGGGAUCGACCUUUAUUGGAGAACUAUGAUAGCCAUAAAAUCCGGAGGAAGAAUACCCUCCAAUUUGGUUGGCGAUGCCCUGAAGAUUUACGCAUCUCGGUGGCUUCCGAAUGUAUCGAGAGCUGGGAAUGCAAGGAAGCAAGCCAUGUCCGAUUCGGAUUCGGACUCUAACAAUGAAGAGCUCGCUUCGAAGGACCGGCUUCUUCUGGAGUCGAUAAUCAGCUUGCUUCCCGCAGUGAAAGGCGCAGUUUCAUCCAGUUUCCUGCUGAAGCUCUUGAAGGCGGCGAACAUCCUAAACGCGGCUUCUUCUUCGAGAAUGGAACUGGCCAAGAGAGUGGGGAUUCAACUGGAGGAAGCGUCGCCGAACGAUCUUUUAAUUCCUCAUCUGGCGCUGGAGAACGAGACAUUGUACGAUGUGGACAUAGUGAUGACAAUUUUGGAGCAGUUUAAGUUACAAGGUCAGAGUCCCCCAACUAGCCCUCCGAGAUCGAAGCUCGCGUGCGAGAGGAGGAGGUCUCGGUCGGCCGAAAACAUCGAUAUGUUUCAGGAAAGCAGGAGGUCGUCUUCGGCAUCACACAGCUCAAAGCUGAAGGUAGCAAAGAUUAUUGACAAUUACUUGCAAGAGAUCAGCCACGAUGUUAAUUUGCCGCUGGCAAAGUUUGUAGCUCUCGCCGAAGCGGUUCCGGAAUUCGCAAGGGUAGAUCACGACGACCUUUACCGAGCCAUCGACAUCUAUCUCAAGGCGCACCCGAAUCUGAACAAGAGCGAAAGGAAGCGCCUGUGCCGAAUCCUGGACUGUAAGAAACUAUCCAUGGAAGCCUGCAUGCACGCAGCGCAGAACGAGCUCCUGCCCCUGAGGGUGGUGGUCCAAGUCCUCUUCUUCGAGCAGGCGCGAGCCACGAAGGCGAGCGGCAAGGUCACCGAGCUCCCGGGCAACAUCAAGGCGCUCCUGGCAGCGCAUGGCCUUGACUCCUCCAGGACUCCAGCACCAUUAAGCACCACGCCGAGCAUCCCCCCAGAGGACCAGUGGAGCGUGUCGGGCCUGAAGUCCCCCAGCAAAUCGAAGCUCUCAACAUUGAAGAUGAAACUGGCUGAGGACGACGACCUGGACGACAACGACGACGCGCAGCAGGACAGGAUGUCGAGGAGUUCCAUCGUAAAGGCUUUCUGCGCGAUCCCGGCGCGGCCCAAGAAGAUGUUCAGCAAGUUUUGGUCCAACAGUAGAACUACUGCCAAUGAUAAGAACUGAACAUGAAGAAUGGAAAUUUUUUUGGGGUCUUGCCCCAUUUUGGGGAUGGUAAAGUUAAACGCAUAACUCAUACUCUGCCCUGUUCUCUUCUCUGUUCUUUCUUCUUCUUCUUUUUUCACCCUUUUGCCCAAAACCAAGCAAAAAAAAAAAAAGAAAUUUGCCUUUGUAACCUUUAGGAGGAGAGACACUCUUGAGAGAAUCUCAAUGUGCAUUGUCAAUUAGCAUAAUCUAUUAUUUCAAUAAGGUGGGAGAGAUACUUCUUCA